GAAUGUCCUGACCGACGGUUGUGUGGCCGGCACAGCAUCCGAGCAAAAGAAAAAAAAUCACUCAAUUUCAAAAAUAUAUUGAACACAAAUCGUUUCGAAAAAUGUGUUUUCCAAAAAAGUGUGUCUAUUAGCAAAAUAAAAAAAAAAACAAAAUACUCGUAAAUUUGUAAUAAUAAUUGAAAUAUAUUUUUUUGGUUUUUUGUUCUGUGCGAUAAACAAAGAGAAAAAAAAUCCAAACAAAACACAAGUGUAAAAUGCCAUAAAGAUAAAAGAUUUAAUACUUAUAAUUCAAUGAAUUAAAUUUGAGCAAGUGAAACAAAAAAUAUCUAAAACAUAAGUGCGAAAAAUUCAUCCAGAGUCUCAACUGUCUCUCCAUCACAUCUGGCAGAAAUAACAUCUGAUUUUUGAUCUUUUGGUGUAAAAAAAGAAAAAUACGAAAAACAGGCUGCCAUACACGACUUUUACGCUGCGUUCUCGCGUUCAGUGUUUGAAGUGUUGAAAUUAAUCUAUCGGUUAAAAGUACUAUAAAAAAAAGUUUCAGCCUAAAUUGAAUUACAAAUAUAUCUGUCCUACAAACUUUGUUUGUUGUAUUUUCCAAACUUUAAAGGUUCAAGCAUCACACACUUCUGCUUCUGAUACUCCAAUAAUAAUAAUGCUGCUCACCUAACCGAUGGUGGGGCGUGGCUGUGGGCGUGUGCUGAAAAUGUAAAAUCAAUUCGGCAGCUGCACACACACAGACACUCACACAGACACAGACACACACUCAACCACACACACACACACAUACACACUCUCACACACGCGAGCGCAUAAUAAAUACCGAUCAAGAACAAAAGCAGCCGACAAAAGAGAUAAUUGUUGAGCACUUGGCGAGUGGCGAGUGCUAUUAAAAACUGGGCGUGGCAAUGGGCGCACAGCACUACGAACACGAACGCCCACCACGCCUGACCAUGGCCCUGAUGCUGCUAACAGUGCUAAUUAGCUGCUGCUGGCCAACAACUGGGAAUGUGGCAUUGGCUUUGGCAUCCGCAUCGGCCGUCGAAUGUGCCGAUUGGCAAAAUCCAACUGAUUGCAAUAGCAACAACAGAAUUUUGAACAAUAGCAACAGUGGAGGUUCUGCUUCAUCCUCAUCGACAUUGGAGCAGCUAAAUGGUUCAAUGUUGCCAGACGAUCUCCUCGAACCGGAUCUGGAACGAGAUGGAGACAAUUGGCCGCUGGAGCGCGUUGUGUCCACCAUUGUGCCCGUCUUUUUUGGCAUUAUUGGCUUUGCCGGACUCCUGGGCAAUGUCCUCGUCAUACUGGUGGUGGUCGUUAACAAACAAAUGCGCUCGACCACAAAUCUAUUGAUUAUAAAUCUGGCCGUCUCGGACAUAUUGUUCGUCAUCUUCUGCGUCCCAUUCACGGCCACCGACUAUGUGCUGCCCGAGUGGCCAUUUGGCAAUUUGUGGUGCAAAUUUGUGCAGUACAUGAUUGUGGUUACAUGCCACUGCAGUGUCUACACCCUCGUACUGAUGUCCUUCGAUCGUUUCCUGGCCGUUGUGCAUCCCGUAACAAGCAUGUCCCUUCGCACCGAGCGCAAUGCCACGCUGGCCAUCAUGUUCGCGUGGAUAACAAUUGUGACAACAGCGAUACCUGUGGCACUGUCGCAUUCGGUGCGAAUCUAUCAGUAUCAUGGACGCGCUGGCACCGCUUGUGUUUUCUCAUCCGAGGAGGAGAUCUGGAGUCUGGUUGGCUUUCAGGUAUCAUUCUUCUUGUCAUCGUACGUCGCGCCGUUGACGCUGAUUUGCUUUCUAUAUAUGGGCAUGUUGGUGCGAUUGUGGAAGAGUGCGCCCGGAUGUAAACCUUCGGCUGAAUCGCGCAAGGGAAAGCGACGUGUUACACGAAUGGUGGUUGUUGUUGUGCUGGCUUUUGCCAUCUGCUGGCUGCCGAUACAUGUCAUACUGGUGCUGAAGGCUCUCAACAUGUACGGUGGCACACAUCUAACGGUCAUCAUACAAAUCAUCUCGCAUGUUGUGGCCUACACAAACUCCUGCAUCAAUCCGAUACUCUACGCCUUUCUCUCCGACAACUUUCGCAAGGCGUUCCGCAAGGUGGUUUGGUGUGGCAGUCCGCCUCCGAUAAUGAACAACCAGCAGAUAACGAAAACAACUCGCACCACUGGCAACGGCACAUCCAAUCCAGAAAUGCUCUAAGCUGUGCUGGCAAAUUCUGGAAUAUUAAUUGGAUGUUUGGGUGUGCGACCACAAUACAAACAACAACAACAACAACAGCAACAAAAGGUCAUUUAGAGAGACAGUUUUUAACAACAACAACAACUAAUGCAGUUACCUAAUGCAGAUAUAUAUGAAAUAUACUUUGCAUAACAUAUUUUUAGUACUUAUAACUAAUACACAUUAACGCAUUAACACGUGCAUACUCUGAGUUUGUCCUGAGUGUUGCAUAAUUAGUUGUUUAAGCGUUGAGUAUAAUUUUGAUUACAUAUAAAUAUAAUAUAUAUAUGGGAAAGUUAGAAAGAUGUAAAGUUGUCAAAGUUACUUUUAAGAAAGCGUUUCUUUUCCAAUUAUUCGAUUUACUAUCGUUAUCGAUAGUAUUUCAAGCAUCGGUGGGAAAGUUAAAGGAUGUGUUAAGGUUAUUUUUAAGAAAGUUUUUCUUAACUCAUUCUAUCGAUAGUAUUCCAAGCUUCAAUAGAAAUGGAAAAGUUACUUUUAAGCAAGUGUUUCGUUACUCAUUUUACUAUCGAUAUCGAUACUAUUUCAAGCUGUUAUGAAGAUGUAAACAUGUACAAGUUACUUUUAAGAAAACGUUUCUUUUCCAAUUAUUCGAUUUACUAUCGUUAUCGAUAGUAUUUCAAGCAUCGGUGGGAAAGUUAAAAGAUGUGAAAAUGUUAAGGUUAUUUUUAAGAAAGUUUUUCUUUACUCAUUCUAUCGAUAGUAUUUCAAGCUUCGGUGGAAAUGUUAGAAAGAUGUGAACAUGGAAAAAUUACUUUUAAGCAACUGUGUCGUUACUCAUUUUACUAUCGAUAUCGAUACUAUUUCAAGCUGUUAUGAAGAUGUAAGCCAGUGUUUCUUUACUCAUUUUACUAUCGAUAUCGAUAUCUAUAUGGAUAGUAUUUGAAGCUUUAUUGGAAAAGUUAGAAUAAUCUUUUAUACAUUUCACUAUCGUUAUAGAUAUCAAAAGUAUUUAACGCUUCGGUUUCGCAUCUAUAAUUUAGUUCGUUAAACGUUACUCACUUUAUAGUUUGAUCGCAUAUACUAAAGAUAUUUCAUUUCAUUGUUGUACAUAUUGAAGAAAACGGUUUUUAAAUAAAUAUGAUAUAGAAAGAUGAAAAGAAUAUAAUGCUGAUAGAUCAAUAUGACAAGUGGCUAAAAUAUUUCUUUUCCAAUUAUUCAUGUUACUAUUAUUAUCGAUAUCGACAGUAUUUGAAGCUUCGUUUUCGCAUCGAUAAUUUAGUUUGUUACACAUUACUUUAUAAGUUGAUCAACUCAAUUCAUUGCUGUACAUAUUGAAGAAAACGUUUAUUGAAAAUACGUUUGUUAAAUGUAUUCACGAGAUCUGAUCUGAUUAAUGAAACACCGUACCAAAUCCUUUUGCUGGCACGCUGAAGCGCAACAAUUAAGACAAACAUGAAUAUGUUACAAAAAUAUAUUUAAAAAAUAAAAACUACAACUCUAUUUAAGUAAUUUAAUAAAUUAAGCCGUAUUAAGAAAUUGCCCCCACACAAACACAAUAUACAACUAUAUGCAUACAUAUAUAAUAUAUACUAUAUACUAUAUCCACAAAAAUAAUACCAAGGAAUAGAGAAUGCGAGUGUGCAUAAAUUAAUGUAAUAAAAGCGCGUUGUUCCAAUUACAAUUACAAUUGCAUAAAGGGCUACCAAGCAGACUUUUAUGCUAAUUACUAUGCAAACAAAGCAAAAGAAAACAAAAUGCGAAAUGCGAAAUGCGAAAUUUAUAAUAAUCAAAUUGAAUCAACAGAAUCCCUUUAACUCUGUGUGACAGCAUUAAAAAUUAAUUGAAAUGCCAUUAAAAUUGGAUUAAGCGAACAAAUGUUAAUUAACGAAAAUUCUUGUAGGUUUAUAGGCUAACAUUGUGUGUGUGCAUGUGUGUGUGAGUGUGAGUAUAGAUAUCAAUACUUAUACAAUACACUAGACAAACACAUGCAUGGCACACAUAUUCUAACAUUCAAAUAUUUGAGGUAAAAUACGUAAUGUGAUUUAUACAGAGACAAAAAACAAAAAUAAAAAAAGAAUCCUUAAAUCGCUUUUUUCGGAUUCUUUCCUAUCGCAGAACCGUCGUCAGAUACAAAAACAAUGCUGCAAAGAAAACUAAAUUAAAUAUUAAUGAUUAAAUUACAAACUAGUUAAAAGUGUAUUUUUAAGAUGAUGAAUAUUAAACGAAAAUAGUAUUAGAAAAUACUUAUUAAUUUCUAGUUAUAGAUACAUUUAAAUAUUCUUUUUUUUAUUACCAAUUUAUGUUCUCAAAUUGAAUUACGUUAUAAAAGUGUGAAAACCUUUCCUUUUCAUUCCAAAUUGGUUAAUUAAAAAUAGGCAACUUUUUGACGAAUUUCAUCGUUUAAACGUAGUUAUAGAAAAUAUCGAUUUUACGAAAAUUUGAUAGUUUCCUUUUCAAUGUUAUCUUGAAUUGUUUCGUUGACAAGAUUAAAUGAAAUGAACUCGGAAUUUAGUGUAAUAUUAAAUUGAACAAUUAUUAUUGGCAUUUCAUUGAUAACAAGACCAUUAAAUAUAUGUAUUAGUCAUAAUGAAAUUAUUAUCAAUUAUAACGAAAGCUAAGUUAAGUAAAUGAAAUAUUUAUAUUUGACUAUUGCAUAAGUAUUUACAUAUUUUCUUUUUAUUAUUAUUAUUACUAUUAUUUAAUUUUUGGUUUAUUUUUUUGUUGCUUCGGCAUUGCCGAAUUAAAAUAUAUAGCUUAAGAUAACUAUUAAACAAAAAAUGGUAACAAUAUAUGGUAGAAGAGUACAGAGCGAGCGACAGAGAAAGAGAGAGAGAGAGAUUAGGAGACGAAUACUACAAAAAUUGGAAAAUAGAUGAAACAAAUGUUGGAACAACUUGUGGAUUUAUUGUGUGUGUGUAAUUGUAAAUGUAAUUUGUAACUUGUAACCUACUGCAUUCCUAGCACAGUUGUGGAAUUGAACAAUAUUUGAAUUAAACGAUUUGCAAACCAACAAUAAACAAAUACAAAUUGAAAUAUUGUAGAGCUAAGACAAAACCAAAACAAAACAUAUUGUAAAAAUUUUAAAUACGUUUUUUGUUUUUUUUUUUUUUU
Messenger RNA from Drosophila nasuta, 5282 nucleotides. It is a transcript of the gene AstA-R1, whose product is annotated as allatostatin A receptor 1. The transcript has 12 exons. NCBI's taxonomy places the organism in Eukaryota, Metazoa, Arthropoda, Insecta, Diptera, Drosophilidae. Gene Ontology annotation, cellular component: plasma membrane. Gene Ontology annotation, molecular function: G protein-coupled receptor activity. The coding region runs from base 906 to 2192 and encodes 428 amino acids. Gene Ontology annotation, biological process: G protein-coupled receptor signaling pathway. The record is from RefSeq and is a predicted model, not a curated record.